Molecule: messenger RNA, 1010 nt
Organism: Aspergillus versicolor CBS 583.65
Lineage: Eukaryota; Fungi; Ascomycota; Eurotiomycetes; Eurotiales; Aspergillaceae
Exons: 3
Coding region: 99-848 (249 amino acids)
Source: RefSeq, a predicted model, not a curated record
ACCAUCAGCAUCACCGCUAUAAAUUGCCUCCAUUCCCUCUUUGCGCUCUUUAUCAUUCUUAUCAUUCUGAAAGCACCUAUUCUUCGAAAUCUUCCAGCAUGCGUCUCAUCCUCACUGGCGCCACAGGCGUGGUCGGCUCCGCAGCCCUAAACCACAUCCUCAACCUCCCCAAGGGCGAGGUCUCAGCGCUGUACAUCCUCAGCCGCAGCCCUGUGCCGAUGGCGGAGAACCAGCCCAAUGUUACUGUCAUCCAGCACAAGAAUUUUAACGAAUAUCCUCCCGACCUCCUGGAGAAAUUGAAGGGUGCGGACGGAUGCAUCUGGGCGCAAGGGAUAUCCCAGAGCCUUGUUUCGAAAGAGGAUUAUGUUAAAAUCACACUCGACUACCCUCUCGCUGCAGCAGAGGCGUUCUCCACGCUCUCGGACUCGUUCAACUUUGUCUAUGUGUCUGGGGAAGGUGCAACACAAUCUCCAGGCCGAUUCACCCCUUUAUUUGGGCGCGUCAAGGGACAAGCCGAGUCAGCUCUCCUCGAACUCGCAAAGAAGCACCCCAAUCUAAAACCCUAUUCCGUCCGCCCAGCCUACGUGGAUACGGCGAAUGACCCGGAAGUCCUCAAGGUCAUGCUGGCUCGACCAGACCAGCAAUCAUGGAAGGCGAAAUCGCUUCAUACCGUUUUUGGCCCCGUUAUGAGGAAUGUGUUCACGAACAGUGAUUCGCCGACGCAGUAUCUCGGGAAGUUCCUGACGGAUAUGGCAAGGGGUGAUGGAAAGCCAUUGAGUGAGAAUGGGGUUUCUGGGAAUGGCAGGAUUAUCCCGAAUGUGGUUUUUCGGAAGAUUGUUGGGCUUUGAUUCUGGGCGUGUUUUUCGAGGUUGGCUGCGAAUGGGCGUGGUGUUUUGGAGUUUGGUUUGGUUGAGUUUUGGAAUGUAUACUUAAUAACUUAAAUACUAGCUGCAUAGUCGCGAAGUAACUGAUAAUAAUAAUCUCAACUUCUUAGGGCUGUUCGGGUCCGG